Armigeres subalbatus is the source of this 540-nucleotide messenger RNA. RefSeq lists its product as uncharacterized. The transcript has a single exon. NCBI's taxonomy places the organism in Eukaryota, Metazoa, Arthropoda, Insecta, Diptera, Culicidae. The coding region runs from base 1 to 540 and encodes 179 amino acids. The record is from RefSeq and is a predicted model, not a curated record.
AUGCCCCUCAGGUCCACUAUUUGCCACUAUGCCGUACUAAAAGAAGCCAGUACCACUACCAAAGUACGGGUGGUGUUUGACGGAUCUGCCAAAACAUCCACCGGUUACUCCCUUAACGAUGCCCUUCAAGUAGGCCCAAUUGUCCAAGACGAAUUUCUGACCCUCGUCCUUCGAUUCAGAAAGUAUCCCAUCACAUUAGUCGCGGACAUUGCAAAAAUGUACCGCCAAGUAUUGCUGCAUCCUGAAUACACUUCCCUACAGCGAAUUCUCUGGCGAUUCAAUCUGAAUGCGCCAGUGGCCACAAAUGAGCUGCAGACAGUCACAUACGGACUUGCACCGUCAUCUUUUCUGGCCACACGCACUCUACAACAGCUUGCUGCGGACGACAGUGAUACCUACCUACUCGGUGGACCUGCUCUGAGGAAAGGUUUCUAUGUGGACGACUACAUAGGGGGAGCGAACACACUGGAGGUGGCAAUACAAACCCGUGAGGAGCUGGAUGAGCUGCUUGGCAGAGGAGGAUUCCAGUUAAGAAAGUAG